AUGUGUUUUGCAUUUCUUUUGUGCUGGCUUUUAAUUCUAUCUUCAUGCGGCAGUGUGAAGUCCUGUCUGCAGUGUGACCAGGUUGUUCGUUACGUACAUGAAGAUUUCCUUUCGUCUGUCACAGGUAUUACUGUCCGUGAUCAGAUUGAACUGAAGGAAAUCAUUCAACAUGCUUACAACAACUAUCGAGAGACCAGUAGAUGGUUUCGUGGUGUCAUAGAUCCUACAACACUUUAUCGUGCACGAACAGAAUAUCAGAGCGAGUUUAAGAGGCACUGGAAAGAACAAAGAACAGGUUCACUUCAGUGGGAUAUGAUUAAUAUAGUGGAGAAAGGAAGGAGAAUUCUGCAGAAACAUUUGGAGCUUUUUGUUGCACAAGGUCUGUGUCCUAAUAAAUGUGGACUGUUCUAUCAGAAAGUAAUGAAUUGCUCUUCCUGUCAGUAUGGACUUUAUACAUGUCUAUCAGCUACACCACCAUUAGACUGUGGAGAACAUCAUCUAGUGGCAGAAGAAGGAGAGGGGGUGGUGCUGGACUGUUUUCUGUCUUGGCACACUUUGGUAGUUGGACAGAUGGAGUAUCAUUACUCCUGGCUCCCAGCAAAUAAUCUGUCGCAUGAUGGGGAGUAUGAAGAGCUGGUUGUGACAGAAGAUUCUAAAAUAGUACUGAAUCAACUGAGAGUCAGUGAGCAGGGCCUGUACCGCUGCCUCUUACAGGACCAGAAGGGUACUACACUGUCUCGCGUUUACUUCAAUCUGACAGUCGACCCAUUGCCAACUACAGCCCCUAGACUGAUUGUGACAUUGCCUCCUUUGCCUUUGGGUUAUGAAUCAACCCCUCCUUCCCUACAUAGGAAGGCUUUCCUUAUUAUGGUUAUUUUACUGACUGUUCUCAGCAUCACUGGCAGUCUGGUCAUCAUAAUUUACUUUGGGUAUGACAGAUUGACUUGAUAAAAUCAUAACAUUACAAAACCAUGUUUGGACAAAGAAGUAUUUUAACUGGGUAU
Messenger RNA from Paramisgurnus dabryanus, 1004 nucleotides. RefSeq names its product izumo sperm-egg fusion protein 1. NCBI's taxonomy places the organism in Eukaryota, Metazoa, Chordata, Actinopteri, Cypriniformes, Cobitidae. Gene Ontology annotation, molecular function: protein binding involved in heterotypic cell-cell adhesion; signaling receptor binding. Gene Ontology annotation, biological process: heterotypic cell-cell adhesion; sperm-egg recognition; fusion of sperm to egg plasma membrane involved in single fertilization. The record is from RefSeq and is a predicted model, not a curated record. Gene Ontology annotation, cellular component: acrosomal membrane; plasma membrane.